Fundulus heteroclitus (mummichog) is the source of this 1496-nucleotide messenger RNA. Its product is annotated as A-kinase anchor protein 5-like. The transcript has 2 exons. The record is from RefSeq and is a predicted model, not a curated record. Lineage: Eukaryota; Metazoa; Chordata; Actinopteri; Cyprinodontiformes; Fundulidae. The coding region runs from base 177 to 1076 and encodes 299 amino acids.
UGACUUCAGCUCUGACUUCAGCUCUGACUUCAGCUCCUCUGGAGAGGAACCUGCUGAGGAAUCAGGAGAAGCUCAGAGACGAUGCUGUAAAAGCAGGAAAGACCCUCUACCCCUAACCCCCCCGGCCUCUAGAGACCUUCUGGGAGGUUUACGUUCACUCCAGGCACAGAGGCCAGAUGUGGCCAGAUGUGGACCAGGCACAGAGGCCAGAUGUGGACCAGGCACAGAGGCCAGAUGUGAACCAGGCACAGAGGCCAGAUGUGAACCAGGCACAGAGGCCAGAUGUGAACCAGGCACAGAGGCCAGAUGUGGACCAGGCACAGAGGCCAGAUGUGGACCAGGCACAGAGGCCAGAUGUGGACCAGGCACAGAGGCCAGAUGUGAACCAGGCACAGAGGCCAGAUGUGAACCAGGCACAGAGGCCAGAUGUGGACCAGGCACAGAGGCCAGAUGUGGACCAGGCACAGAGGCCAGAUGUGGACCAGGCAGAGAGGCCAGAUGUGAACCAGGUACAGAGGCCAGAUGUGAACCAGACACAGAGGCCAGAUGUGGACCAGGCACAGAGACCAGAUGUGGACCAGCCACAGAGGCCAGAUGUGAACCAGACACAGAGGCCAGAUGUGGACCAGCCACAGAGGCCAGAUGUUGACCAGACACAGAGGCCAGAUGUUGACCAGACACAGAGGCCAGAUGUGGACCAGGUACAGAGGCCAGAUGUGAACCAGGUACAGAGGCCAGAUGUGAACCAGGCACAAUGCCAGAUGUGGACCAGGCACAGAGGCCAGAUGUGGACCAGGCACAAUGCCAGAUGUGGACCAGGCACAGAGGCCAGAUGUGGACCAGACACAGAGGCCAGAUGUGGACCAGGCACAAUGCCAGAUGUGGACCAGACACAGAGGCCAGAUGUGGACCAGGCACAGAGGCCAGAUGUGGACCAGGCAGAGAGGCCAGAUGUGAACCAGGUACAGAGGCCAGAUGUGAACCAGACACAGAGGCCAGAUGUGGACCAGCCACAGAGGCCAGAUGUGGACCAGGCACAAUGCCAGAUGUGGACCAGACACAGAGGCCAGAUGUGAACCAGUCGAGCUCAGAGUAGAACUAGCAGCCGUAGAGUUUGGGCCAUUAGCUCUCGGCUCUCCAGGGUCGGUACCGGGUUCUGCGGGUUCUGCGGGUUCUGCGGGUUCUGCUGGUACUGGUGCUGGGGUCACAGGGGAAGAUUGGUUCCUCUGUCUGGUCAUCAGGAGGGACAGGGGAACCUUCCUCUAAGGGAGGCAGAACAUGCACGUUUUGGGUCUGUAGCAGGGAGUACCCAGAGAGAACCCACUCAUGCAGGCGGAGAACAUGCAGACUCCAGGUGGAAGAACCCCAGACUGAGACCUGAACCCCACGGUGCCGCCCACAUCAGAACCAUGAGCUGAGCAGAGGUUCUGCUCCAUAACCUUGUUAGAUUAGGAAGCAGGAGCCUGUAGAAGCUCCAGAAACACGGGGAGAAGUUG